AUGGACAACUUGACCUCUGGGAGCACAUUCUUUCUUAUGGGGUUUACUGACAUUCGGGAGAUCCAGAUUUUACACGCCAUGCUCUUUCUGCUAAUUUACCUGGCAGCCCUACUUGGGAAUCUUCUCAUCAUCUUAGUCACCACCAAGGACCAUUGCCUUCACACCCCUAUGUACUUCUUCCUGAAGAAUUUGUCCUUUCUGGAUCUUGGCCUCAUUUCCAUCACUGUCCCCAAAUCCAUCACAAACUCUCUGAUGAAUUACAACACCAUUUCAUUCCUUGGAUGUGUCUCGCAGGUGUUCUUCUUUUUCUCCUUAGCUACUACAGAAGUAGCGCUCCUCACAGUCAUGUCCUAUGACCGCUAUGUUGCCAUCUGCCACCCACUCAGAUAUGACAGCAUCAUGAGCCGUGGAUCCUGUGUGCGGAUGGCUGCCUCUUCGUGGCUCAGCGGAGGUCUCAAUGCAAUCCUGCAUACGGCUUCGACCUUCUCCACACCCACGUGUGGGUCUCCUGAAGUCCAUCAGUUCUUCUGUGAUGUCCCGCAACUGCUCUCUCUUGCCUGUUCACCCAACACUGGGGAAUUCGUAGUCAUCGGACUCAGCCUAGUGUUCGAUUUUGGCUGUUUCGUGUUUAUUGAUAUUUCUUACAUUUACAUCUUCUCCACUGUGCUGAGGAUGCCCUCCAGAGAAGGCAGGGCCAGAGUUUUCUCCACCUGCUUGCCUCACCUCAUCGUUGUGACUCUGUUUCUCUCUUCUGGGUUUUUUGCCUAUUUACACCCCUUACCCAAAUCUCCAUCACUUUCGGACUUGCUGAUUUCAGUAUUCUAUACUGUGGUGCCACCCACCAUGAACCCUCUCAUCUACAGUCUGAGAAAUAAGGAUAUGAAGACGGCCCUAAAGAAACUGAGAAUGACCAGAGUUUGUCAACUAAGUUAG
Molecule: messenger RNA, 933 nt
Organism: Camelus dromedarius (Arabian camel)
Lineage: Eukaryota; Metazoa; Chordata; Mammalia; Artiodactyla; Camelidae
Product: olfactory receptor 14A16
Exons: 1
Coding region: 1-933 (310 amino acids)
Biological process (GO): G protein-coupled receptor signaling pathway
Cellular component (GO): membrane
Molecular function (GO): odorant binding; G protein-coupled receptor activity; olfactory receptor activity
Source: RefSeq, a predicted model, not a curated record